Messenger RNA from Dipodomys ordii (Ord's kangaroo rat), 2010 nucleotides. It is a transcript of the gene Ipmk, whose product is annotated as inositol polyphosphate multikinase. Gene Ontology annotation, cellular component: cytoplasm; nucleus. The transcript has 6 exons. The record is from RefSeq and is a predicted model, not a curated record. Bases 147 to 1400 code for a protein of 417 amino acids. Gene Ontology annotation, molecular function: inositol tetrakisphosphate kinase activity; inositol-1,4,5-trisphosphate 3-kinase activity. Gene Ontology annotation, biological process: inositol phosphate biosynthetic process. NCBI's taxonomy places the organism in Eukaryota, Metazoa, Chordata, Mammalia, Rodentia, Heteromyidae.
AGCGGGCACCAGCCGCGGGAGCCCCCAGGCCUCCUCGCGGCCGAGCCUGAGCGACCCCCGGCGUCGGCGGCACCCCUGCCCUCCGCCCCGACCUCACCCCCGCCCCGCUUGCUCCCGAAGCCGACGCCGCUGGUGUGUUCUCCGUUAUGGCAACGGAGCCGCCAUCCCCGCUCCGGCUCGAGGCGCCCGGCCCGCACGAAACGCGGACCCCGCCGGCCAACGAUGCCGCCCCCGAAGGCACCCCGCCGCCGGCGGCCGGCCGGCUGCGUUUCCUCAACGGCUGCGUGCCCCUCUCGCAUCAGGUGGCCGGGCACAUGUACGGGAAGGACAAAGUGGGUAUACUGCAACAUCCGGAUGGCACAGUUUUGAAACAGUUACAGCCACCUCCAAGGGGCCCCAGAGAGCUAGACUUUUAUAAUAUGGUUUAUGCUGCUGAUUGUAGUGAUGGUGUUCUUGUAGAGCUACGAAAAUAUUUGCCCAAGUAUUAUGGCGUCUGGUCACCUCCUACUGCACCAAAUGACUUAUACCUAAAACUGGAAGAUGUGACCCAUAAAUUUACUAAGCCCUGUAUAAUGGAUGUAAAGAUAGGGCGAAAAAGCUAUGAUCCUUUUGCCUCGUCUGAGAAGAUUCAGCAGCAGGUUAGCAAGUACCCAUUAAUGGAAGAGAUUGGGUUCUUGGUGCUUGGCAUGAGGGUUUAUCAUGUUCACUCUGAUAGCUAUGAGACACAAAACCAGCACUAUGGAAGAAGCUUAACAAAAGAAACUAUAAAGGAUGGUGUCUCCAAGUUUUUUCAUAAUGGAUUCUGCUUAAGAAAAGAUGCUGUUGCUGCCAGUAUUCAGAAGAUUGAGAAGAUUCUGCAGUGGUUUGAAAACCAGAAGCAGCUUAACUUCUAUGCUAGCUCAUUAUUGUUUGUAUAUGAAGGUUCAUCUCAGCCACCUACUACAACAAAAACAAAUGACAGAACUUUGGCAGAAAAGAUAUUAUCCAAAGGACAACUGUCAGACACAGAUGUACUGGAGUACAAUAAUAACUUUCAUGUGUUAAAUUCCACAGCAAAUGGAAAAAUAGAGUCUUCAGUAGGCAAAAGCUUAUCCAAGAUCUAUGCUCGGCACAGAAAAAUGUAUUCAAAAAAACAUCACAGUCAGACUUCAUUGAAAGUUGAAAAUAGGGAGCAGGACAAUGGGUGGAAAAGCAUGUCACAGGAACAUUUAAACGGAAAUGUACUUUCCCAGCUGGAGAAAGUUUUCUAUCACCUUCCCACUGGUUGCCAAGAGAUUGCAGAAGUAGAAGUGCGAAUGAUAGAUUUUGCUCAUGUGUUCCCUAGCAACACAAUAGAUGAGGGAUAUGUUUAUGGUCUAAAACAUUUAAUUACUGUACUUCGAAGUAUUUUAGACAAUUGAAUCUUUUGCCUUGGUCUUUUAAGGAUGGGCCAAUCAUAAUGAAGAGCAGCAGUUAUUAUCUCUGCACCUGUGAUGCUAUGUAAAAAAUUGUAUUGUGAGUCAACAUUUUAUUUGUCUUUAUACUUUUGGUAGAAAGGUUAACUUUUUUAUAAUCUUACUCAGGAAUACUAACUAUAAGUUCAUUAGAAAACUAUGAAGAAUAAAGAAACAGGAAUAUUAAAUAGGGAAUGUGGUGGUACAUGGCUUAAACAACAUCUGUUUGGCUCAAGCAAAAUGGAAAUCAUUGUUCAGUCAUUACAAGUUUAUUUAGCUUUUUGUAGCCAAUUUUAUCAUGAAAUCUCUGUCCACCCAGCCUUGACAGUGAGCCAUAUCUAAACUAUUUCAUCAUCAGAACACCUUCAAAUAUCUACAAAGCACAGGCUAACAUCCUCAGUAUUGGCUGUUUAAUGCUACAAAGACUGGAAAAAAUUCUACUUCAGAAAUAGGAUUUUAUAUUAAAAGUUCAGACCAGCAUAUCAAAAGGUGCUUCUUAGUGAGAUGAUUUAGAAUUAUUGCAUUCCAAAAGCAAGUUUUCCUUUUAUUUUCAGUUUCUGUACAUAUUCCAGAACAC